Molecule: messenger RNA, 1489 nt
Organism: Puntigrus tetrazona (Sumatra barb)
Lineage: Eukaryota; Metazoa; Chordata; Actinopteri; Cypriniformes; Cyprinidae
Gene: mkrn4
Product: makorin, ring finger protein, 4
Exons: 8
Coding region: 83-1291 (402 amino acids)
Biological process (GO): protein polyubiquitination
Molecular function (GO): ubiquitin protein ligase activity; metal ion binding
Source: RefSeq, a predicted model, not a curated record
UGCGUGACGUGUCUGCAGCGCUUCGCUCCGUUUACUUGCUCUAACGACUGCAUUAAAGCAGGCUUUUCUGCAGGAUCUGAAAAUGGAUCGGUAUCGCACGCCGUGGAGGCAGUCGAGAAAAGGCAGCUCGAACGUGGAAAGAGUAGUCUGCAGGCAGUUCAUCAAUGGAUCUUGUCGCUAUGGUCCAAGCUGUUACUAUCUACACGAGUUUCCUGUAGUUCCAUCGUUUCAAGUUCAUUGUAGGUACUUCCAGAAAGGUGGCUGCUGGUUUGGUGACCGUUGCAGGUAUCUCCAUGUUCCUCCAGCGGGUGAAGGUUCUUCAGGGAGCAGCAGACGCGGCUCAGCACCUGCAGUGUUUCCCUCAGCGCUGGUGGGACGUUCCCUGGCUGACCGUCGAGGAUCUGAGCCCACUCUUCCACCUCAAGGAGCCUACAGCCUGAAUCGAAGGGGUUCAGAGCCUUUGGUCACAAGUAUGAAUGUGCUGCAGCAGAACUUUGAGCACUGGACUGCAGGCAUUGCAGAGGAGGAAGAGUUUGGGGUUGUGGAAGAUGGACCUCCCCAGCAGGAUGCAAUGAGAACGCUACAACAAAUGGGUGCUACAGACUCCAGUUCUUCAGACAACUACAGCUCUGCAGCUUUUUUACUUGGUGCAGCACCUGUCGAAGUCCAAAAAAUAACAGUGUCUGAAGCUGAAACACAGGUGAUCAGUUCACCAGAGAGACCACAUCAGGGUGGUGCUGCAGUAUCGACAGAGCAUCAGCAUUCAAGGGCCUUUGACCAAAGCAAAGAUGUGGCCUGUGGCAUCUGCAUGGACAAAAUUUCUGAGAAAUCCACCCCUCAGGAACGGCGUUACGGCAUCCUGCCCAACUGCAAUCAUGCUUUCUGCAUCAGCUGCAUUGUUACCUGGCGAAAAACAAAGGACUUCCAGGAGGAUGUCAUCAAGGGCUGUCCACAGUGCAGAGUGAAAUCCUCCUUUUACAUUCCCAGCAAGCACUGGGUCUGUGAUGGCGAGGAAAAGGCGUCAUUGAUAGCUGCAUUCAAGGAAAGAAGCAGUAAGUUAAAGUGCACUUUCUUCAUGCGUCAUGGAUGCUGCCCCUUUAAGUCGGAGUGUAUCUACAGCCAUGAUGUGCCUCCUAAUCACACACACCGUCGCAGGCGCUCGGCACCCAGGGACACAGCUGAGAUGUUGGAGGAUUUGGGCAUUGAUGGCAUCCAACUUUGGAGCUACAUUUUUGCCCUUACUCUAUUGGAUGAAGAUGAUGAUGAACUUCUGGAUUUUCUUGAUGACUAAGGACCUUCUAGAGUCAUGUACAUGUCGGCUUAGCCUUGAGUGAGCUUUGCUUAUCUUCUGCACUGAAAUUAUAAUUGUCUCUUUAGGGGCUGGCUUUACUUUAGCUAGCCCUAAAUGUUUGGCUAAAUCUUUAGCUGUGUAGAUUCACUACGUGUGUUUUUGUAUGAGUGUGAAAGUCUUUUGCCUUUAGUUUAAGGG